GGAGCGGAGUCCCGGAGAUGGGGAAGAGGAGGCAGUGAGUGCUACGACGAAAGUCUAUGCGAGGGGCUGUGGCGGAGCAGCUGGUUCUGGUGGAAUUGACGGGAAUUAUUGAUUCAGACUUUCUCUCAAAAUGUGAAAAUAAGUGCAAGAUUUUGGGAAUUGACACUGAGAGGCCCAUUCUGCAAGUGGACGGCUAUGUCUUCACUGGAGAGUAUGAAGACACUCCUGGGACCUGUAUUAUAUUUGAAGAAAAUGUUGAACAUGUGGAUGCAGAAGGUAACAAUAAAACAGUGCUAAAAUAUAAAUGCCAUACAAUGAAGAAGCUCAGCAUGACAAGAACUCUUCUGACAGAAAAGAAGGAAGGAGAAGAAAACAUAGGUGGUGUGGAAUGGCUGCAAAUCAAAGAUAAUGAUUUCUCCUAUAGACCCAACAUGAUGUGUAGUUUUCUACAUGAAAAUGAAGAUGAGGAAGUAGCCCCAGCCCCAGAUAAACCUCUGGAGUUGGAAGAACAAGAGAUUCAAAUGGAAGAUAAUUCAAACCUGAGUUAUGAACAGGAGAAACCACCAAACUUGGAAAUAGAGCAUUCUGUUCCCCUUACCGAUAUUUCUUCUGAAAGUUCUGUUUUUAUGGAAACUCAGAAUACUGCCUUAGAAAUCACUCCUAAAUGA
Phyllostomus hastatus (greater spear-nosed bat) is the source of this 668-nucleotide messenger RNA. Its product is annotated as general transcription factor 3C polypeptide 6-like. The record is from RefSeq and is a predicted model, not a curated record. Gene Ontology annotation, biological process: transcription by RNA polymerase III. Gene Ontology annotation, cellular component: transcription factor TFIIIC complex. Lineage: Eukaryota; Metazoa; Chordata; Mammalia; Chiroptera; Phyllostomidae.